Messenger RNA from Drosophila serrata, 641 nucleotides. RefSeq lists its product as uncharacterized. The record is from RefSeq and is a predicted model, not a curated record. Lineage: Eukaryota; Metazoa; Arthropoda; Insecta; Diptera; Drosophilidae.
CAGCCGUUAAAAUGAUUAAAACCAGCUCUGCAACAGCUUUAAUUCUUGUCCUGAGCCUGGCGGCCCUAAGCACAGCGGAGCCACUGCGCCGCAGAUUCCUAGCCCGCCAGGUGGAAGCCCCAGCCAGUCCAGCACCCACGGGUUACCCGGAGGCAGGAGUCACGCCCAGUGUUCCCUUCGAUCUGCCCAGCUCUACGGCUAAGCCUGAGAAUACUUAUCUGCCGCCAGAUAACACCUACGGACCCCCGGAUAACACCUAUGGACCCCCAGACAAUACCUAUGGCCCACCGGACAACACCUAUGGACCACCAGAGGCCGAUUUUGUGCCUGUUCCAGAGCCAGAGCCUGAGGCACAGCCCGAGAAUCCCAUCGAGACCGAUGAUAUCCCAGCCGCUGAGGAUGAACCCGUAGAUGGUGAGACUAAGCUGCAGCCCUCGGACGAGGACGCAGAGCUGGAUGAGCCGCAGCUGGAGGUGACUGAGGAUGGUACUGUUAUUGUUUUGGCCACCAGUCUUGACCGGCCACAGCCCCCGGUUGAACAAUCUGCCCGGUUUUACCAGCGAUUCCCCCAAGGUCGUCGUCGCCAGCUGCCCGUUCCCCAGCGACUGAUCCUUCGUCGCAGUUGGUAGACUUAAAUAAAU